Molecule: messenger RNA, 2091 nt
Organism: Mesocestoides corti
Lineage: Eukaryota; Metazoa; Platyhelminthes; Cestoda; Cyclophyllidea; Mesocestoididae
Source: the annotation of a GenBank genome assembly
AUGAAAGUCUUGACUCCGGAGAUUGCGUGGCACGAGACCCUGCCCAUCUACUCGUGCGACCUUCAGCCCGUCCAACCCUCGACCACGCCGGUCCUCCUCAAAAGCGCCUCGGAACCCCGCCCACCACUUGCCGAACUCCCUAUCUCUGCGGUGAUGGCGGCUGACGAGAAGGCGAGCGCCAAGAAGCAGGUGAAGGCCCCUCCGAGGGUGGAGGGAGCGGGGGAGGCGGAGGAGGAGGAAGCGACAGAGGCAAAGCAGCGCAUCGAGAACGCGGAGGGAGAGUCGUGGACACGUCUAGCUACGGCGGGCGGUGACAAUAUGGUGCGACUGUGGCGCGUAAAUCUCGAUUGGACGCCUCCCAGCUCUGUCACCGUCACCGCCUCCAAGAGGCCCCUACCGAAAGGCAUGCUACAGGGCUGCGACUUGCCUGGUAAAAAGGCCCCAGCUACCGCCGGUGGCAGCGGAGUCAAGGUCUCUGCCGCCGUCUCCGAUGGGCUGGUUUUCUUGGCAACACUGAAGCGACACGAGCGGCUCGUCAACGUUGUCCGAUGGUCACCCUCGGGCAAAUAUCUGGCUUCCGCCGGCGAUGACCAGUUUGUCAUUAUAUGGCACCGUCAGAGGGAGUCGGAAGAGAAGCCGACGCCUCCACCAUUGCCAGGAGACGAGAUGGUUGAACCGCAGUCAAUCGAAACAUGGCUACCUCUGCGCUGCCUUCGCCGCCAUUUGGAAGACAUCUAUGAUCUGUGCUGGUCCCCGGACGAUGAAAACAUCAUUUCGGGCUCAGUCGACCAGUCCGCGAUCAUCUGGCAGCUCGACUUGUCCUCCGACAACACCGCGGGUUCCGGCAAGGCUGUUGUGCUGAGGGACCACAAGCACUACGUCCAGGGCGUCGCAUGGGACCCCCUGGGUGUGUUUGCCGUCUCCAUGUCCUCGGAUCGAACUUGCCGCGUGUACAACGUUUCCACAAAACAGUGUAUCGCGACCAUUUCUAAGGCGGACAAGCACCACUUGUUUCAGGACGACUCGUGGAAGUCCUUUUUCCGACGGCCAGCCAUCAGCCCCGACGGACUGCUUCUCAUCUGCCCCGCGGGCAACCUCGAGACGGCGGUGUUUGCCGGCGACAUGGCCUCGGCAGUGGCGGCCGCCACGAACAAGAGCGCCUCCAUCGCAUCCGACAUCGACGCGGUGAAUGCAAAUGUCACCAUCACUUCAGUGUCCGAUGCAAACGCUGCACUACCUUGUCCUGAUGACGAUUUCCUCUACAUUGUAGCAAUCGCUCCGCAACACGCCGCACACAUCUUCCUCCGAAGCCAGCUAAACAACAAGGGUCCCUGCUUGAGUUUGCCCACGGGUCCGCGUCCCGUGAUCGCGGUGCGCUUCUGCCCUCAGCCCUUCCAGCUGCGCAUGACCAACCCCGAACCCGGCGUGGCGUGCACGAGUCUCUUCCAGUUGCCCUACCGCUGGCUCUUCUGCCUUGUGCUCGAAGAUGGGCUUCUCUUCUUCGACACCCAACAGGCCCAUCCGUUCGCGCAGGUCAGUCAAAUCCACUACCAAGCGCUCAACGAUGCAGCGUGGUCUAGUGACGGGCGUCUGGUGGCAGUCACCUCUACCGACGGCUACUGCUCGCUGAUACACUUCUCAAUUGAGGAACUGGGCACGCCCUACAGAGGAGCGUUGGGUGUGGGAGCCGCUUCUGCGUCAGCGACAACUGCCGCCGAGUCGGUCACUCGUGAGGAUGCUCCGAUUGUUGACGAGGUAACGAAACCGGUAGCGAUGAGCGCCGACCCCAAGAACCCUCAAGUCAAGGUGAUCGGCAUCCUGAAAUCAGAGAGUAGGCGACACAUCUCCUUCCAGCCGGGUACUCAAACCCCAGAGCGCCCGCACACCGCGCUUCCCGUCACCCCAAACACCGGCCGCUUCCUCUCGGAGCCCGUCCAGCCGUCGCCAACGGCCACGCCACCACCAGCUGCCGUCGGAAGUGCAAAGGAGAAGCGUCGAGUUGAGUUCAUUACCUUAUCGUACGACGUGCCAAGCACUCCCACUUUCGGCCAGCAGAAAUCAUCGUUCCCUCCACCACAAGAGACUGACUAG